AUGAUGGAAAAGCGAGUCAGCAAAUUAAGUAUAACCACAGAUGACUUAGAAAGGCGUGAAAAUCUAGCGAAACGAUUCAACCGAACUGCCACGAAUCGGUUAAAACAGCAACAUGAACAGUUUCGGGAAAACCAUGAUCAUGUUGAGAACGAAAUCAACCAAGAAAUGAAGAAAUUACAAGGUGAUCUCAGAGGUAUUCGUGAAAUCGGAAACUACGAUGUCAGGAAUUCUACUCACGAGAUGAACGGCCAGGCGAAUGAUUCCAGUAUUGGUACAAAACGUAAACGAACGAAGUUUACAUUGUUUCAAAAGAAAUCAAAGUCUAAUUCAAGAAGGAAAUUCAAUCGAGACGAAGGGGGCAGAAGAGUUCAAUUUCAUCCGGAAAAUUCAUCACAAGUAAUUUCCGUAGAAAAUUACAAAACAGCUGGUACUGAUUUGUUUAAUUUGGCACGUAAUGAAAAACAGCCGAGAAUCACGAAAACACGCGAUAUUUAUACUCAGCACGAUGUGACGUCUGGAAAACACGGUGUUCGCUUUGACGAGCACGGAAUAAGUGGGCACGCAGGAAGAUCUGUCGGUCGAGAAACGCAACUUGUUGGACAGAAAACGAGAAUUUAUGAACACGAAAAACCGGACGGGCACGAAAGACGGGUGAGUGAGAACGAAACACGGUCUGACAAGCACGAAACGUUACCACGCAUCACGAAGAGUGCAACACAAGACACAAAAUCAUGCGAACUAUAUGUACACGAAGCACGUAAUCUAGCACGAAAACGCUUACUACGCGAGAACGGACAAUUGAUAGGUGAACACGGAAUAAGCGAGAACGAGACUGAUUCAAGCACGCAAAAUGAGCAAGAGGCCACGUCUAACGAGGAGAUCGAGUCGUACAUGUACGUACCACCAGAUGGACGUAAACGAACGGUGUACUUGCUGCCCCCAUUAGAAGAAUUGCUACAGGAGGCAAGGAAGGCGAGAUAUUUACGUAUGCCUAAACGACUGAUGAAUUAUGAGGACGAUCCAGAACGCGAACUGAGUGUUGAUGAAAUAUUUAAUAAAAAUGUUUAG
Paramuricea clavata is the source of this 1068-nucleotide messenger RNA. The record is from the annotation of a GenBank genome assembly. NCBI's taxonomy places the organism in Eukaryota, Metazoa, Cnidaria, Anthozoa, Malacalcyonacea, Plexauridae.